AUGUAAAAUAAUGCAAUCUCGAAUUCCCUUUACUUUACCAAGCACACUCAUUUUAAAUAAAAUAUUUAUCGUGGAUAUUUUGUGUUUAAAAAUGCAAAUUUUAGCAUAUUAGAAACUAGAAACAAAUUGAGAUAUGAUAGCAAGCAUUCUGAACCUGAAGAGUAAGUCUUUGUUUCAAGUUCUGUCUAAUAAAUACCAAGUUAGAGAAGAAUUACAUGUGAUAACUCUAAUAUUGAAGAUUCAUAAAUAUAACAUAUUGAUAAAAAAGGAAUUAAUAAGAGAUAUAUGACUAAUCUAAAACUUAUGCAAAAAGAAUAACAAAUUUUGCCAUAAUUGUCAUCAACAUAAUAAGUAGUUAGAAUGAAAUUGUAAAGUCGAUAAUUAAAAGCUAAACCAAUUAUCAAGAAACAAAAAAGUUUAGAACAUGCUAUCUAAUUACGUUAUUUAAAUAAAUAAUAUGAAGAAUUACAAAAAGGUAUUAUGAUUAAAUGUCUCUUUAUAAAUAUCAAUAAUAGAGAGGAAUACUUAGAUAAAGUUAUUAUUUUGAAUUUUGAAAGUAUAGUACAAUUUUGAUUGAUUAGAUUUAUUAUUAUAAUCAAAAAGGAACUUUUGGGAUCAUAAAACUGAUCUGAAAAUCUGCCAUUCAUUUUUAAUAGGUAGCGUAAUUGAACAAUGCGAUAGUCCUUAUUGUCCAUGUACAUUAAGAAAUGAUCUCAAAAAUACUCUAAGAAUGUAUAAUAUCUUUUUAUUUUUAUAUAUAUUUCUUAGACUUUCCAAAGCUUAUCUAAUAGUUUUCCUAUUUACAAGUUAGACAUUUGCUUAAGUAUGGUAAAAAUAUUUAUAAGAUAAUGGAUAUAUAUUUGAUGCAAUCUAUAUAUCUAAAUAAUAAUCUCAAUAAAUAGAAUGUGGAGGUAUUAAAUUAAAUAGAUUACUAAGAGAUUUUAAUAAAUUUAAAAUAACUAAAAUACUUAUAUUUGAUUCUAUUGAUAUUACUAAUACUUAUCCUAAAAUACCUGCUGAUCAAUUUUAGUAUAAAUUACCUAUAUAUGGAACAGAUAUAGAAACAUUAUUAUUCAUAUUUUAGUAAAUUUAGAAUCCUAAAUAAUUUGAUUCUAAAGUUAUUUUUGAUAUUUGCACUUCUCUUUAUAAUGAUUAAAAUGUAAUCAUUAGUAGAAAACCUAUUACUAUUUUAUCUAUAGACCUUACUUAUGCCUAUACUUAUUUCAAUUAGAAAGAGGAAUCAUAUUAAGAUAAAUUAUAAAUUUUAUCUAAACUAUCUACAAUAUAAGAAGAAUUCAAUAAAAACAUCAUUCAAUUUGAUUGCAGUUUAUUAUAAGAACAAGAGGAUUAAGUAUAUAAAUGGGUUGAUACUACUCGUAAUAGAGUUUUAGAUUAAAUUAAAUCAAAAUUUUAAGAAAAAAUACCAUUAUUACAUUUUACAGUAGGAGAUUUAAUUGUUAGAAAUCAUAAAUUCAAAAAAUUAUACUUUAAUUAUCCUUAAUCAUAAUUAAUUUAAAAAGAAUACUAAUUAAAUAAAAAAAUUGUUAAAAUAGACACAGAAACUUCAGGAAAUCAAAAUAAAUAAAAAAAUUAAUUAUUAAUUAACUGCUUUCUAUGUAUAGAAUGA
Paramecium pentaurelia is the source of this 1627-nucleotide messenger RNA. The record is from the annotation of a GenBank genome assembly. NCBI's taxonomy places the organism in Eukaryota, Ciliophora, Oligohymenophorea, Peniculida, Parameciidae.